AUGCUGGGCGUCGUGGAGCUGCUGCUCCUGGGGGCGGCGUGGCUGGCGGGCCCGGCCCGCGGGCAGAAUGAGACGGAGCCCAUCGUGCUGGAAGGCAAGUGCCUGGUGGUGUGCGACUCCAACCCCACGUCCGAUCCCACGGGCACAGCUCUGGGCAUCUCUGUACGCUCUGGCAGCGCCAAGGUGGCUUUCUCUGCCAUCAGAAGCACCAACCACGAGCCGUCCGAGAUGAGUAAUCGCACUAUGAUCAUCUACUUUGACCAGGUACUAGUGAACAUCGGGAACAACUUUGAUUCAGAACGCAGCACUUUCAUCGCCCCGCGCAAAGGGAUCUACAGUUUUAACUUCCACGUGGUUAAAGUCUACAACAGACAGACCAUUCAGGUGAGCCUCAUGUUAAACGGGUGGCCAGUGAUUUCAGCCUUUGCUGGUGACCAGGACGUGACCCGGGAGGCCGCCAGCAAUGGAGUUCUAAUCCAGAUGGAGAAAGGCGACCGAGCAUACCUCAAGCUGGAGCGGGGGAACUUGAUGGGGGGCUGGAAGUACUCGACCUUCUCCGGAUUCCUGGUGUUUCCCCUCUGA
Messenger RNA from Callorhinus ursinus (northern fur seal), 582 nucleotides. It is a transcript of the gene CBLN1, whose product is annotated as cerebellin 1 precursor. The record is from RefSeq and is a predicted model, not a curated record. Gene Ontology annotation, molecular function: protein binding. Gene Ontology annotation, cellular component: synaptic cleft; glutamatergic synapse. Gene Ontology annotation, biological process: maintenance of synapse structure. NCBI's taxonomy places the organism in Eukaryota, Metazoa, Chordata, Mammalia, Carnivora, Otariidae.